CGCCGGGGCGCACGUGACAUCAGAUAUGGCUGACAAAAACAAAGCGGGUGUUUCGAACACACGAACAGAAGGAAUCACUCUCAAUAAACAAGCAUUACAAGCAACCAAAGACGAUAAUGCAUCUGUUCCUAUUCCUGGAGGCAUUAGUGAAUCUAUGAUGAUGGACAUCGAUGACUCCAAGAGCGAGACAACGAGUCAGUCUCAUGACAGCACCAACUCCAGGUCGGAAACCCCAACCAGUAUGGUUACUACAGGCUCAGAUCAGGCCCUCGUAGCCAAGAGAUGGGCAAGGGGUAGAUGGAAGUCAAAGAAAUGCAAGUGGCAGUUCAAGUAUAGUUGUCACGUUAAGGAGGACCACGGACAGCCAAUAUUUGGAGUAAUCUUCAAUCCGUAUCGGAAGGAAAAUGACCCAAAUGUCUUCUGUUCAGUCGGUAGUAAUCGUGUAUCGAUCUAUGAGCUUCACGACGACGGAAAGAUAAAACUGCUGCAGAGCUAUGUGGAUACAGACUCUGAUGAAAACUUCUACACUUGUGCAUGGACGUACGAAGAGAGAACGGGUCUCCUUCUCUUAGCUGUGGCAGGCUCCAGAGGCGUCAUCAGAAUCAUCAGCCCUAUAACUCUACAGUGUAUCAAGCAUUUCAUCGCCCAUGGCAACGCAGUAAAUGAAUUGAAGACACACCCGCAUGAUUCUAACCUACUUCUCUCAGUCAGCAAAGAUCAUUCGGUCAGAUUGUGGAAUCUGAAGACAGACACAUUGGUCGCCAUCUUUGGUGGGGUCGAAGGUCAUCGAGAUGAAGUUCUAUCAGGGGACUUUGACAUCGAUGGUCUGAGGAUAGCAUCGUGCGGUAUGGACCAUUCACUCAAAAUAUGGAAUCUACAGAAGGCCAAUAUUCAACAAGCAAUUCAGGAGUCACACGCAUACACUGCAUCUAAGACAAAUAAGCCAUUCAAGUCUCUGUAUGUAAACACACCUGACUUCACAACCCGUGACAUCCAUAGGAACUAUGUUGAUUGUGUGCGCUGGCUGGGUGACUUUGUGCUUUCCAAGUCUUGUGAGAAUUGCAUCGUUUGUUGGAAACCUGGCGGUAUCCAUGACCCGGUAGAGAUCAUCAAGCCUUCCAUGUCAGAGGUCACGGUCUUGACCAGGUUCAACUACACACAAUGUGACAUUUGGUUUAUGAGAUUUAGCAUGGAUUACAGGCAAAAGAUCCUCGCCCUCGGCAAUCAGGUGGGCAAGAUAUUUGUGUGGGAUCUAGAGAUGGACGAUUGCAUCAAACCAAAAUGUGCCACAUUUACCCACCCCAAGUGUAUCUCAGCUAUCCGUCAAACGGCCCUCAAUCCUAGUGGUAAUAUUCUCCUUGCUGCGUGUGAUGAUGGCACUAUCUGGAGAUGGGAUCGCACCAAAUAAAUUAUCAAAACCUGUAGAACUCUGAUCAUACCAAGUCUGUCUCAGCAAUCUGUCAAACAGCCCUCAAUCCUAGUGGUAAUAUUCUUCUUGCGGCUUGUGAUGAUGGCACUGUCUGGAGAUGGGAUCGCACCAAAUAAAUUAUCAAAACCUGUAGAACUCUGAUCAUACCAAGUCUGUCUCAGCAAUCCGUCAAACAGCCCUCAAUCCUAGUGGUAAUAUUCUUCUUGCGGCUUGUGAUGAUGGCACUAUCUGGAGAUGGGAUCGCACCAAAUAAAUUAUCAAAACCUGUAGAACUCUGAUCAUACCAAGUCUGUCUCAGCAAUCCGUCAAACAGCCCUCAAUCCUAGUGGUAAUAUUCUCCUUGCUGCGUGUGAUGAUGGCACCAUCUGGAGAUGGGAUCGCACCAAAUAAAUCACCUGUAGAACUCUGAUCAUACCAAGUCUGUCUCAGCAAUCCGUCAAACAGCCCUCAAUCCUAGUGGUAAUAUUCUCCUUGCUGCGUGUGAUGAUGGCACCAUCUGGAGAUGGGAUCGCACCAAAUAAAUCACCUGUAGAACUCUGAUCAUACCUAGUCCGUCUCACCUGUCAGAUAAAUGGCCCCCAUCUGGGGAUAAUAUUGCACCAAAUAGAUAAUCAGUAUGACUAAAACUAUGAUCAUGACAUUGACGAGCUUAUCUCAGCUAUCCAUUAAACAGCCCUGAAUCGCAGCGAUAACAUUCUCCUUGCUGCAUGUGAUGAUCUGGAGGUAGGAUCACACCAAAUGAACACCCGAACUGUUAAGAACUUUGGUCAUUCUGAUUGUCUCGGCUAUUCGUUAAACAACUCACAUAUCAGCAAUAAUAGAGUAUACUCCUUGCCGCAUGCAAUGACGAUAUGGUCUCAAGGUGGGAUCACACUAAUACUAGUAAUAAAGCAUCUAGAACUCCAAUCAUCCGCAAACAUGUCCCACACACUGUCAAAUGUCCUAAGUGGUAAUAUACAUCUUGGUAUGUGUGAUGACAAUACCAUCUCGAGAUGAGAUUAUACUUAAACGAUUUAAAUGUCUAGAACUCUGGUCAUCCCGUGUGUCUCGGCUAUCCAUCACAUGGCCUGUUAUCCGAACAGUAACAUCUUUGAUGCAUGUGCUAGCGGUGUCUUCUUGAGAAGGGUUUACACCAAAUAAACAAUCAAAACCUGUCGAACUGUAUGCAUGUCGAUCUAUGACUGAGUGUCAUAGAUUCCAUUAAUAAUGGAUUAAAUUUUGCUUAAGAAGUUGUCUUCAAGCACAUAAAAGCUAGUUUUGGCCAGGUAGGUUUGGUACGAGAGAAUUUCUGAUUUUGUAUGUAAUCACAUUCUCUGGUUAUCAAAUGGUUAUCUCAAUCUGAAAAAUCAUUUCACCACAUUUCCCCAACAGCGCUGUAUAUAGCCAAAGGCAUCAUGAUUGUACAGAUCUAUAUGUACAAUGUACCAUGCAUUGUGAUUUUUUUCUUUAAUUUGUAAAAUAAAAGCACUCUUUGUAAGAAAAUUAA
Molecule: messenger RNA, 2915 nt
Organism: Lytechinus variegatus (green sea urchin)
Lineage: Eukaryota; Metazoa; Echinodermata; Echinoidea; Temnopleuroida; Toxopneustidae
Product: polycomb protein eed-like
Exons: 11
Coding region: 26-1408 (460 amino acids)
Biological process (GO): negative regulation of transcription by RNA polymerase II
Cellular component (GO): ESC/E(Z) complex
Molecular function (GO): protein binding; nucleosome binding
Source: RefSeq, a predicted model, not a curated record